GCGGGGAGGCGCGGCCCGGCCGAGAGCGAAGAAAGAGCGAGCCGAGCCGGGCCGGGGGAAGAGGCGCCGCGCCCGGUCCCGCGCCCGCUCGGCGGCCGACGACGAUGUGCCCGGCUCCUGCUUCGCUCGCGUCCUCCCUAAGACGAUUUCCAUAGUAACCCGAUCAAGUGGCUCAGGACCGCAAACCUGAGGAUUUCCGCCGGCCCGCCGGCGUUGACCUCGGCCAGCUGGAUCUCUGGGACUCGGCCGGGGAAAAAUUGAGCUGAUUCAGAACCAGAGGUCAGGAAAAGGUUCUGAAACUAAGAAAAAUAACUGAAAUCCUGAUUCUCCAAUUCUUCCCCUGGCAUGUAUAUAGGAGUACUGUACUUUUGUAUUAAAAUGGAGAAUUGUGAAGACAGGAAGAGGUAGCAGUUGGAAAUGACUCUCCUGGAUGAGUAGAUCACUUGGGAGUCGUCCGCAUUACAGAACGAUAUGCUGGUUUGGAAGGUGCUGGAACUAAAUUGCAAACUUUCAUUUUUUUCAUUCAACCCAUGGAUUUUCUAAUUGUUCCUUGGAGUAGAUGAAGUCCGAAGCCAGCGUGUGAUGGGGCAUGAGGCGUGCCAGUGUUUUCCUACUUACUGCCUCUUGGAUUAGUUUGCUGCCAUUUUGAAGAGUUUGCAUUUUUGUGGGCAAGGACCUAAUGUGAUGGAUUUAUCUUCAGAAAUGAACAGGCAUGGGAAGAAUCCGGUGAGUCACAAGCUGGAAGACCAGAAGAAGAUUUACACUGACUGGGCCAACCACUACCUGGCAAAAUCCGGCCACAAGCGGCUGAUCAAGGACUUGCAGCAGGACAUCGCGGACGGGGUCCUUCUGGCAGACAUCAUCCAGAUCAUUGCAAAUGAGAAAGUCGAAGAUAUCAAUGGAUGUCCAAGAAGUCAGUCUCAGAUGAUUGAAAAUGUCGAUGUCUGCCUUAGCUUUCUGGCAGCCCGAGGAGUAAACGUUCAAGGCCUAUCUGCUGAAGAAAUAAGAAAUGGAAACCUAAAAGCCAUCCUAGGGCUCUUUUUCAGCUUGUCUCGCUACAAGCAACAGCAGCAUCAUCAACAGCAGUAUUACCAGUCCUUGGUGGAGCUUCAGCAGCGAGUGACUCAUACCGCGCCUCAGUUGGAAGCCAGCCAGGCCAAAACCCAGCAAGAUAUGCAGUCCAGUCUGACAGCCAGAUAUGCAGCUCAGUCUAAACACAGUGGAAUUGCAACCAGUCAGAAAAAGCCUACUAGGCUUCCGGGGCCCUCUAGGGUGCCAGCUGCGAGCAGCAGCAACAAGGCUCAGGGAGCCUCCAAUCUCAAUAGGAGAAGUCAGAGCUUCAACAGCAUUGACAAAAACAAGCCUCCAAAUUAUGCAAAUGGAAAUGAAAAAGACUCCCCCAAAGGACCUCAACCAUCUUCAGGUAUAAAUGGAAACACACAGCCUCCCAGCACUUCUGGGCAAACCCCAGCCUCAGCCAUCCCUUCCCCGAGUGCCAGCAAGCCCUGGCGCAGCAAGUCCAUGAAUGUCAAGCACAGUGCCACCUCUACCAUGCUGGCAGUGAAGCAGCCAAGCCCAGCCACGUCUCCCACACCAUCUUCAGACAGACUGAAGCCCCCUGUCACAGAAGGGGUCAAAAGCGCUCCUUCAGGACAGAAAUCUAUGCUUGAAAAAUUCAAGCUGGUUAAUGCCCGGACAGCACUACGCCCCCCUCAGGCUCCCAGUUCUGGAUCAAACGAUGGUGGAAGAGAAGAUGAUGUCUUUUCUGAAUCAGGAGAAAUGGAAGGUUUUAACAGUGGUCUGAAUAGUGGUGGCUCGACAAACAGCAGCCCCAAAGUGUCACCCAAAUUAACCCCUCCGAAAGCAGGAAGCAAAAAUUUCAGCAAUAAAAAGUCUUUGCUGCAGCCAAAAGAAAAAGAGGAAAAGACCAGGGACAAGAAUAAAGCCUGCGCUGACAAGUCGGGAAAAGAAGAGAAGGACCAGGUGACGACGGAGGCAGCUCCAAAAAAGACUUCUAAAAUCGCAAGCUUGAUCCCAAAGGGCAGCAAGGCUGCAGCGGCCAAGAAAGAAAGCUUAAUUCCAUCGUCCAGUGGAAUUCCAAAGCCAGGCUCAAAGGUGCCCACGCCAAAGCAAACUAUUUCACCUGGCAGCGCAGCAAGUAAAGAGUCUGAGAAAUUCAGGACUAGCAAGGGAAGCUCUUCUCAGGCCUUCCCAAAGGCCAUCACGACGGAGAAAGCAAGCACGCCCAGCCUCUCUACCCCUCUGGACGGGCGGGAAGCUGGGCAAGCAUCUUCCUCCAGCUCCUGUGUUAUGCAGGUCGCACACAGCAGUGGACAGAGCCCUGGCAAUGGAGCUGUCCAGCUUCCUCAGCAGCAGCAGCACAGUCAUCCCAACACAGCCACGGUGGCUCCGUUCAUUUAUAGGGCACAUUCAGAAAAUGAAGGCACCUCUUUACCACCUGCUGACUCCUGUACCAGUCCCACAAAGAUGGAUUCUUCCUACAGUAAGACGGCUAAGCAAUGCCUAGAAGAGAUAUCUGGGGAGGACCCUGAAGCUCGGAGAAUGCGCACAGUCAAGAACAUAGCAGAUCUGAGGCAGAACUUGGAAGAGACAAUGUCCAGUCUUCGAGGGACCCAGAUAAGCCACAGCACCCUGGAGACAACCUUUGAUACGACUGUGACAACUGAAGUGAAUGGAAGGGCCAUCCCCAACCUGACAAGCCGACCUUCCCCCAUGACCUGGAGACUGGGUCAAGCAUGCCCUCGUCUACAGGCUGGAGAUGCUCCCUCCAUGGGCGCUGGAUAUUCUCGAAGUGGUACCAGCCGAUUCAUCCACACGGAUCCCUCCAGGUUUAUGUAUACCACGCCUCUCCGCAGAGCUGCUGUCUCGCGUCUGGGAAACAUGUCACAAAUAGAUAUGAGCGAGAAAGCAAGCAGUGACCUGGAUGUGUCUUCUGAAGUGGAUGUUGGUGGAUACAUGAGCGAUGGUGAUAUCCUUGGGAAGAGUCUGAGAGCGGAUGAUAUCAACAGUGGGUACAUGACAGAUGGUGGGCUCAACCUAUAUACCAGAAGUCUUAACCGAGUCCCGGACACAGCAACUUCCAGAGAUGUCAUACAGAGAGGAGUUCACGAUGUGACAGUGGACGCAGACAGCUGGGAUGACAGCAGUUCCGUGAGCAGUGGUCUCAGUGAUACACUUGAUAACAUUAGCACAGAUGAUCUCAACACCACGUCCUCCAUCAGUUCUUACUCCAACAUCACUGUCCCCUCCAGGAAGAACACUCAGCUGAAAACAGAUGCGGAGAAACGUUCGACAACAGAUGAGACCUGGGAUAGUCCUGAGGAGCUGAAGAAAGCUGAGGGAGAUUUUGACAGCCAUGGUGACGGAGCUGCCAAGUGGAAGGGUGCUACUUCUGGACUUGCUGAAGACUCAGAGAAGACAGGGCAGAAAGCCAGCCUGUCUGUGUCUCAGACAGGCUCCUGGAGGAGAGGCAUGUCUGCCCAGGGAGGAACCCCAGCUACAGCUAGGCAGAAAACCAGCACAAGUGCACUCAAGACCCCUGGGAAGACAGACGAUGCCAAAGCUUCUGAGAAAGGGAAAACUCCUCUUAAAGGAUCAUCCUUGCAAAGGUCUCCUUCAGAUGCAGGGAAAAGCAGCGGGGAUGAAGGGAAAAAGCCACCGUCAGGCAUUGGAAGAUCGACAGCCAGCAGUUCUUUUGGAUACAAGAAGCCAAGUGGUGUAGGGGCUUCUACUAUGAUUACCAGCAGCGGUGCCACCAUCACAAGUGGUUCAGCUACACUGGGGAAAAUCCCCAAAUCCGCUGCCAUUGGUGGGAAGUCCAAUGCAGGAAGGAAAACCAGCCUGGACGGGUCCCAGAAUCAAGAUGAUGUUGUCCUGCACGUGAGCUCGAAGACCACCCUCCAGUACCGUAGUUUGCCCCGCCCUUCUAAGUCCAGCACCAGCGGAAUCCCUGGGAGAGGUGGCCACAGGUCGAGCACCAGCAGCAUUGAUUCCAAUGUCAGCAGCAAGUCAGCUGGGGCCACCACCUCCAAACUGAGAGAACCCACUAAGAUCGGCUCAGGGCGCUCGAGUCCAGUCACUGUCAACCAAACAGACAAAGAGAAGGAGAAAGUAGCAGUGUCGGAUUCAGAGAGCGUUUCCUUGUCAGGUUCCCCCAAAUCCAGCCCCACCUCUGCCAGUGCCUGUGGGACUCAAGGGCUCAGACAGCCAGGGUCCAAAUAUCCAGAUAUUGCCUCGCCUACAUUUCGAAGGUUGUUCGGUGCCAAGGCAGGCGGCAAAUCUGCCUCCGCACCUAAUACUGAGGGGGCGAAGUCCUCCUCCUCAGUAGUGCUCAGCCCUAGUACCUCUUUAGCCCGACAAGGCAGUCUGGAGUCACCGUCGUCCGGCACGGGAAGCAUGGGCAGUGCUGGUGGGCUGAGUGGCAGCAGCAGCCCUCUCUUCAAUAAACCCUCAGACCUAACUACAGAUGUUAUAAGCUUAAGUCACUCCUUGGCUUCCAGCCCAGCGUCGGUUCACUCUUUCACAUCCGGUGGGCUUGUGUGGGCUGCCAAUCUGAGCAGUUCCUCUGCCGGCAGCAAGGACACUCCAAGUUACCAGUCCAUGACUAGUCUCCAUACGAGCUCUGAGUCCAUUGACCUGCCCCUCAGCCAUCAUGGCUCCCUGUCUGGACUGACCACAGGCACUCACGAGGUGCAAAGCCUGCUCAUGAGAACGGGUAGUGUGAGAUCUACUCUCUCAGAAAGCAUGCAGCUUGACAGAAAUACACUACCCAAAAAGGGACUAAGAUACACCCCAUCAUCUCGGCAGGCCAACCAAGAAGAAGGCAAAGAGUGGCUACGAUCGCAUUCCACUGGCGGGCUGCAGGAUACUGGCAACCAGUCUCCUUUGGUCUCCCCUUCUGCCAUGUCAUCGUCAGCCACCGGAAAAUAUCACUUUUCCAACUUGGUGAGUCCCACCAACCUCUCCCAGUUUAACCUGCCUGCACCCAGUAUGAUGCGCUCCAGCAGUAUCCCCGCCCAGGACUCCUCCUUCGACCUCUAUGAUGAUGCCCAGCUUUGCGGUAGUGCAACUUCCCUGGAGGAAAGGCCACGGGCUGUUAGCCACUCUGGCUCAUUCAGAGACAGCAUGGAGGAAGUUCACGGCUCUUCACUGUCAUUGGUCUCCAGCACAUCAUCCCUUUACUCUACGGCUGAAGAGAAGGCUCAUUCAGAGCAAAUCCAUAAGCUACGGAGAGAACUGGUUGCCUCCCAGGAGAAAGUUGCUACCCUCACGUCUCAGCUGUCAGCAAAUGCUCACCUUGUAGCAGCUUUUGAAAAGAGUUUAGGGAAUAUGACUGGCCGUUUGCAAAGUCUAACCAUGACAGCGGAACAAAAGGAAUCUGAGCUUAUAGAACUGCGGGAAACCAUUGAAAUGUUGAAGGCCCAGAACUCUGCUGCUCAAGCAGCCAUUCAGGGAGCACUGAAUGGCCCAGACCACCCUCCCAAAGAUCUCCGAAUCAGAAGACAGCACUCCUCUGAAAGUGUCUCUAGUAUCAACAGCGCAACGAGCCAUUCCAGCAUUGGCAGUGGUAAUGAUGCUGACUCCAAGAAAAAGAAGAAGAAAAACUGGUUUGUACUGUCAGCAGGAUAUAACUUGAUUGUACCGCUAAAGUGGCCAUUUAAAACAAAUUGCCUUGAAGAGAGAAGAAGCCUUGGGAACAGAGAUCCCUUCAAGCUGAGAAGUUCUUUCAAGCAAGCCUUUGGCAAGAAAAAGUCCACCAAGCCGCCUUCCUCGCAUUCGGACAUUGAAGAGCUGACAGACUCAUCCCUGCCAGCCUCCCCCAAGCUACCCCACAAUGCUGGCGAGAGUGGCUCUUCAUCCAUGAAGCCCUCACAGUCAGCCUCAGCGUCACCCCUUGUCUGGCCACCCAAGAAACGAAAAAAUGGCCCCGUGAUCUACAAGCAUAGAUCCCGGAUCUGCGAGUGCACUGAGGCUGAGGCCGAGAUCAUUCUACAGUUGAAGAGCGAGCUCAGAGAGAAGGAAUUAAAAUUAACAGAUAUAAGGCUGGAGGCCCUCAGCUCUGCUCACCAUCUCGAUCAGAUCCGGGAAGCCAUGAACCGGAUGCAGAAUGAAAUCGAAAUAUUGAAGGCUGAAAAUGAUCGGCUGAAGGCAGAGACUGGAAACACAGCUAAACCUGCCAGGCCCCCUUCUGAGUCCUCAAGCACAGCCUCGUCUUCUUCUUCACGCCAAUCCUUAGGGCUUUCACUCAACAACCUGAACAUCACAGAGUCUGUUACCUCAGAUAUUUUGCUAGAUGACACUGGUGAUGCAACGGGACAUAAGGAUGGCCGCAGUGUGAAAAUUAUAGUCUCCAUCAGCAAGGGCUACGGUCGAGCCAAGGACCAGAAGUCUCAGGCAUAUUUGAUAGGAUCCAUUGGUGUUAGUGGAAAAACUAAAUGGGAUGUCUUAGAUGGUGUCAUUAGGCGUCUCUUUAAGGAAUAUGUGUUCCGAAUUGAUGCAUCCUCUAGUCUUGGUCUGAGCUCUGACUGUAUUGCUAGCUACUGUAUAGGAGAUUUAAUUAGAUCUCACAACCUACAAGUGCCUGAACUGCUACCUUGUGGAUACCUGGUUGGAGAUAAUAAUAUCAUCACUGUGAACCUGAAAGGGGUAGAAGAAAAUAGUUUGGACAGUUUUGUUUUUGAUACACUGAUUCCUAAGCCAAUUACCCAAAGGUACUUUAACUUGUUGAUGGAGCACCACAGAAUUAUCCUCUCAGGACCAAGUGGUACGGGAAAGACCUAUUUAGCAAACAAACUUGCUGAAUAUGUCAUAACAAAAUCUGGAAGGAAAAAGACAGAAGAUGCCAUUGCUACCUUUAAUGUGGACCACAAGUCAAGUAAGGAACUGCAGCAGUAUCUUGCCAACCUGGCUGAACAAUGCAGUGCAGACAAUAAUGGGGUAGAGCUCCCUGUUGUCAUAAUUCUGGAUAAUCUUCACCAUGUGGGCUCUUUGAGUGAUAUCUUCAAUGGUUUUCUCAAUUGUAAAUACAACAAAUGUCCUUAUAUUAUUGGAACCAUGAAUCAGGGAGUCUCUUCAUCACCAAAUUUAGAACUACAUCACAAUUUCAGGUGGGUAUUAUGUGCAAACCACACAGAACCCGUGAAAGGCUUUUUAGGCAGGUAUCUUCGAAGGAAACUGAUAGAGAUGGAAAUUGAAAGGAAUAUACGUAAUAACGACCUGGUCAAAAUUAUCGACUGGAUUCCUAAGACAUGGCACCAUCUCAAUAGCUUCCUGGAAACACACAGUUCUUCUGAUGUCACCAUUGGUCCUCGGCUCUUCCUUCCUUGCCCCAUGGAUGUGGAAGGAUCUAGGGUGUGGUUCAUGGAUCUGUGGAAUUAUUCCUUGGUACCUUAUGUUCUGGAGGCAGUGAGGGAAGGCCUGCAGAUGUAUGGGAAACGUGCACCGUGGGAAGAUCCCUCCAAGUGGGUCCUUGACACGUACCCAUGGAGUUCUGCAUCCUUGCCUCAGGAAGGCCCAGCUUUACUGCAGUUGAGGCCAGAAGAUGUUGGCUACGAAGCCUGCACAUCUACAAAGGAAGCUACAACGUCAAAGCACAUUCCCCAGACUGAUACAGAAGGGGACCCCUUGAUGAAUAUGCUAAUGAAGCUCCAAGAAGCCGCCAAUUACCCCAGCACUCAAAGCUGUGACAGCGAUAGCGUCAGCCACCGUGAAGACAUUUUGGAUACAUCUAUUGAAUCCACCCUCUAAAGGGUGAACGAGUUUAGGCAAAGGACUAUGUUUUUCAAAAGGUGUUUUAAAAGACAGGUAUUGUCACUAAACCACUGCCAGUAUGAAAAGUCCCCUGUCCAGGGCUCUGACCCAGAGUUGUGGUGUUCACGGAGGUAGCAGAAUUAGGUUGGAACUGCCAAGAUGCUAAAUUGAAGUGGGAGCUUAAGUUUAUUUUAUUCCUAGGCAUUUUUAUAACCAUGGAGUUCGCAACGGCUCCAUUGCUCGACUGGAAAGGGCCCUAAAGACGGGGCAACGGAGUAGAUUAGACACGGGAUAGUGAGACUGGACUUUAUUUUCUUCCUCUUUCAAAGUUUACAGUGCAGGCCUAUUUUUUUUCUUUUUCUUCCUUUUCUUUUUCGUGCCUUUCUUUUGUUUCCUCGGGGCGGAGGCUGCCCUUCUCAGGCAGGAUCCUUCUGAUCCAUGGGACUUCCUUUGUGCCACAUGGUGCUGGUGACAGGGCCCCAGUAGAGUUUGGGCUGUGUGCUCCCUCACUGCAGAAUGAACCCACGAGGCCAGUCCUCCAUAAGCACAAAGGGAAUUGUGCACCCACCGCAAAAUAAAACCGCCUGUGGCCAACGGGAAGGACCAGCUUCCUUCUAACUGCCGUGCGCUCCUCCUGAAGGGCGCUACCCUCACUUAGGGUAUGAGUCAUGGGUUUUAUAAGGUUGUUUUUACCACAGUGGUCUUUUCAAACCACCUGCCAACUCCCUGAACCAGAGUUUUAUACCAAUUAUUAGUCAACACUGACAAAAGGCUUUUUAGGGCUUUAUUUGUUUGAGCCUUUUCAGUGAAAGAAGGAACAUUUUCUAUGGUGCUGUCUCACUGCCUUAAACCAGACUUCAACAGUUUCAACAGUUCGUUUCAAUACUAAACCAUUGGUAAUUUCCACUGUCUCUUCAUUGACAACCAAGCAACACACCAGUUAACACAGCAGCCUCAUUUUCUGUAUCUCAUCUUUUUAAAUUUUCCUUUUCUUGAAGAAACGGAUAGGAGAAAGAUCAGUAUUUUUUAUCAUGUGAAUAAAGAGAUUUCUUUGCCUAUCCUGCAAAUAAUUCGAGAACCAUAGAACCCUUCUUUGGCCAUCACUUAAAAGCAGAGACAUGUGGCUGCAUUCUGCCUAGUUCUCAAAUGAGAGCAUUUCAGUAGGUGGGAGAUUUCUAAUCUGGAUCCAGUUGAACUACAAGCACUGGAUUCGGCAUGAGCACAAACCAUUUGGCUUUCCUCCCCUCAUGUUUAUCUUUCAAAGACAAAAGUUAGUUUUUGGUGCAUGUUGUUUUGAGUGCUAUUGUCAUACACGAGACAUUCUGCAUUAAGGAGCGCUGAUCUGGUCAGUCACUGUGGAAGAGGAAGCAUUUAUACUGUACAAGAAGGUUAGAUUUGCACAGUCUACUGGGUAGGUAUUGUAAAUAAUGAUUUUUUUUUCUCCAAACUUGCACAAAUUAAAAAAAAAAACCAGACACAAACAAAAAAUUGUAUUUUAUCCUGUUGGUGUUAAGAGGCGUCUCGCCUGCUGAGGCUCCCUGUCUGCUGCAAGCGAAUACAGAAUGCAAACCCUCAAAGCUGUUAUUAUCUGGUGUGUUUGUCCUGUACUUAACAAGUUGUUGUGACAAUGCAGGAGCCAUCAGUGCUAGAGUGAGCAUGCUUCAGAACUGUACAUGAGGCCGGUACAAUUUUGGAUGAGUAACUGUCUGAACGUACAUAUCUCGUGGCGGGCUAUUAAGACAGUGCCUGAAAACUAACCAGUCACUGGCAAGCAUACACCAGCCACAGAGGACAGGUUCCAAGUUUAUGAAACCUAAGGUCUAUGUCACGGUAGAGACGAAGCUCUGUGCACCUUUUAGGAGAUAUCAUUGGUGCUACCCUCUGUGACCACCUUUGGGUUGGUUUCCGUAGAGCGAAAUUAGCAAUGAGAGUUAUCUGUGCAGAUUUCGGAAUGUCGCUAAGUAUCUAGGUCCUUUCACGGUGCUACUGCCCCGAGGGAUACCAGACUGAACUGAUGCACACAGAAUUGUCACCUUGACUUUGGAACCUCAACUGUGGAUCAAACCUAUUGUGCAACAUCACUCUAUGUAGCUGGAUGAGUGGACUAGUCGCCCUUGUAUGAUAUGUGAGCUAAAGGAAAUUGCUCAUCUUUCAUUUUUUUCGAGACACACAGUCCACACAUGAGCAUCAAGAGAACUUCCUGCAAUACAUCCCAGUAGGUACACCUAGUUUACAAUUUAAACUAGUUUGUGAAACAUUUGUCUGUAUACAUUUUAUAUUUUGUACAUUUUUUGAUGUAACAUAUCAUGUAAAUAGGAAGAAGCAGUGAGAGAAUCAUCCGAAAAGUUUUGUAGUCUUUGUAAAGCCCCAUACAAUAAGUAUUUGGUGUCAAUGGAUCUAACGGGAUGAUGUAUUUUCUAUUGGUUUAUUGUCCCCCUAGCUUGUAAACCAGCUUGCAUAUAUUUUUUUGCAAAUGUGCACCCUGUAUCUGUCUAAAUUAUUACCUUGCCAUUAAAGUGGAAUUAUUUAUUGACAA
Molecule: messenger RNA, 10306 nt
Organism: Mus caroli (Ryukyu mouse)
Lineage: Eukaryota; Metazoa; Chordata; Mammalia; Rodentia; Muridae
Gene: Nav3
Product: neuron navigator 3
Biological process (GO): nervous system development; neurogenesis
Molecular function (GO): ATP hydrolysis activity; protein binding; ATP binding
Source: RefSeq, a predicted model, not a curated record